This is a messenger RNA of Acanthoscelides obtectus, 905 nucleotides long. The record is from the annotation of a GenBank genome assembly. Lineage: Eukaryota; Metazoa; Arthropoda; Insecta; Coleoptera; Chrysomelidae.
AGCUGACAUCAACGAUAAAGUAACCAACGAACUACAAGAUUUAAAAGAAUCCAAAACCAUCCGCGAUUGGAGGUCAAAGGUUCUUGGAGGAGGUCGAAUAAGUCAUGAUGCUGAAUCGAAGACAAUCAAGGUUUAUGGAUACUCUCAGGAGCGACCACAAAAGGGGAGAUAACACCCCUCAGUGUGGACACCCCCUUGCAGCUCUAAAUUUGAGUGUCUCCCCCAGUAAGGAUAUCGAUAUGAUUCUGCAUGUCAACAUGCUUUUGAUCCACCACAAAUCAGAGGAUUUGCACCCCUGGAGGCGAUUGAUUCACAGAAGAAUUCUGAAUUCAUACAGAAAAAUGCAUUCUAAAAUUAGGUUCACUCAAUAUCACUCCGGCCUCCAUUUCAGCCACUCUCCCAAGUGCACCUCCGCCCUUGAUACGAAUAAUAAAUCAGUCUACUCGGUAAAAACAAGACUGAAUUGCGAGUCUUGCCUUCAACUAUAUCCGAAACUUCUCAAGGAUUGUGAGAAAACUGCAUACAAAGUUUUGCAGCAGAACGAGAGUUUACUAGCUAGCAGGGUGCUAACAAGUAGGAGAAUAAAGGCUAUGACCUACUACUUGGAGGGUGUUAUGGCUUUGCUGAUUGAAUCAGAAAGCGAGACGUGCAAAUAUGUUGUGGGUCCUACAGUCUCCUCAGGCCCAGUGAAACUAGCGCCUAUGGUGGCUCAGCUGAAAUACAGCAAGAAUGUUAUGUCCAUUUUAGAGCUUAUUACGUUCUUACAAUUGCAUCUGAUUCAGCAAAAGCUGCUGCCAUGGUUCAACAGCUAUAGGUUCAACUUGUUUGUAGUAGGAGCUAGAAUAAAGAGAAAGGAUCAAGUGAUGCAGACUCUGAACUCUGCGGAUUAUCUUACACAAAACUAA